GGUCCUUGCAGUUCCGAUCAAACCUGCGACCCACUUUCCUGCACCCCUCAUCUACGUUACCGGCGGUCAUCAAAAUAGGUGCCAGGAUGAGCUCAUCGCCCGAGGGUCAAGACAUGAUGGAGGUCUUGGCCAGCAAUAGCAACCAGCUCGCGGACGACCUUUGUUCCGCCGGGAGCAACGCGGCCAAGCGCCAGAAGUACGUCAUGGACUACCUGAAGGUUGCCGAUCGGGAGAGCAAAAGCGUCACGGCCGAUUUCCCCGACGGACUGGAUUGGUUCAACGUGAGCGAACCACUGUCGCUGCAGGGGUCACUCCGUGGCAAGGUCGUAGUGCUGGACUUUUUCACUUACUGCUGCAUUAACUGCAUGCACAUUCUGCCGAAUCUGAAACGGCUGGAGCACCUCUACCCGAUCGAGCAGGGCCUGGUGGUGGUCGGUGUGCACAGUGCCAAGUUCCGGAACGAGAAGGACUCAGCCAAUAUCCGUGCGGCCGUCGAGCGGUACGAAAUAACGCACCCUGUCGUCAACGAUAGCGUGACGGCGAUGUGGCGCCAACUGCGCGUCCAGUGCUGGCCAACGUUGAUGAUUUUGGGCCCACGGGCGAACCCACUGCUCGUGAUUAUGGGCGAGGGCAACUACGAGGAUCUGAAGCUUUACAUCGGCAGCACGUUACGGUACUACCGUGAGAAGGGCGAACUGCUGCAGCACUCGCUACCGAUCAAUCUUUCGCAAACCGCCGGCUUGGCGUCGAAUCUGAAGUUUCCGGGAAAGAUUGCGCGCUCCGAGGGCGGCAAUGAUGAGGACCUGUACGCCGUGUCCGACUCCGGCAAUCAUCGGGUAUUGAUCAUCGAAGCGAACGGUACCGUGCGCCAUACGGUUGGUGGGAAGGCGAGUGGGUUUGUCGACGGUAGCUUCAAGCAAGCACGUUUCAACGCCCCGCAGGGUGUGGCCUUCCGUGGGCUGGACACAGUGUUUGUGGCGGACAACGAAAACCACGCCAUUCGUCGAAUCGAUCUUACCGAGCGCACGGUGAGCACCAUCGUCGGCAACGGGGUGCAGGGUAACGAUCGCACGGGCGGGAAGGGAGGCCGGGAACAGCCCAUCUCGUCGCCCUGGGACGUGGCGCUGUACACGACGCGUGAUCUCGAUAUGUCGUUUCACGUGGACGAGUCGAAGGCACCGCUCAAGGAGGUGCUGCUGGUCGCGAUGGCCGGCAUCCACCAGAUUUGGGCUGUCUUCCUGCAGGACACGAUCUGGUGGAAGUUUAAAAAGUAUCCCGCCGGAAGCUGCUGGGCCAUUGCUGGCAGUGGCCACGAGCAGAACCGCAACACUUCGUACCCGCACAGUGCUGCGUUCGCGCAACCAUCCGGGCUGGCCAUCAACCGGGAAGUGAAAGAGAUGUACCUGGCGGACAGCGAGAGCUCCGCGAUACGGAAGAUUUCGCUGACCGACGGGAAAGUGCUGGCGGUCGCCGGAGGUGAUCGUAAUCCACUGGAUUUGUUUGCAUUUGGCGAUGUGGACGGCAAGCAGUAUGCGGCCAAGUUUCAGCAUCCCCUCGGUGUGGCCUACAACUCGAAAGAUGGUUGCAUUUACGUGGCCGACACGUACAAUCACAAGGUGAAGAAAAUAGACGCCACCACCAACUGCGCCACGACCUGCGAGUUCCGCGAAGCGAAUGGCGCCAUUAAACAGUUUAACGAACCGGCCGGGCUCUGCCUGGACCGCACCGGUCAACUGCUGUUUAUUGCCGACACGAACAACCACGAGCUGUUCGUGGCCAAUCUUUUCGACAGCACCAUCCGUCCGCUGAAGCUCCACUUUCCGGUCGCCGAAGCGAUGGACUGUGGCACCGGCACCGUGUUGCGAUCGCAGAAACUGAUCAAACUGUACCCGCGCAGUGGAAACGCCACACUUCGGUUAGUGUUUGAUUUUGCGUUUCCGGAAACCAGCACAAAGCUUACCGAAGGCGCCCCACAGCGGUGGUCACUGGCUCUGCCUUCUACGGAGUGGGGCUGUGAGCAAACGAAAGGUACACUGGAUGUUUCCGUCCGCUCGUUGGCGCUGCAAAUGGCCCCACCGGCAGGGGUGUUCACUACGAACGGAAAUCCGGUCACGGUCGAUGUCGCGUUUAAGCUCAACCUCUGUGAGGGUGAUGUCUGCUUUCCGAAGGAAUUUACCGUUCGAUUGGACGUGCAGCUGUGUGACGGCGCAGCGCAAGUGGUAGAAGGUAGCGACACUCAGGAACGGUGCCAGGUGCAGCUUUCGCGUGCGAAGGUUUUGCUGAAGCACGAUUAGUUCGGCGCACGGGACAGGCCUUUUUUAAUUUGCAAUUGAACGAAAGUUAAAGUUCGUUUUUUUUACGUCAACAUUACAGUACAACAUUGAAGCACAGCGAAUAGACUAAUACAACCGAGGAUACCUCGAAACGCUAACGUUACUUAUCAACCUCAGCAGAUACGUUCGGACUUUAAUGUGGAUUAAUGAUUGAAUCGUUUUUUAUGAACUCUGUUAACCGCUUAGGUUCUUCUUCGGAUAGUGAUUGUAUCAAACAUAUGAUCAAAUAAAUGACACG
Messenger RNA from Anopheles cruzii, 2571 nucleotides. Its product is annotated as NHL repeat-containing protein 2. The coding region runs from base 87 to 2294 and encodes 735 amino acids. NCBI's taxonomy places the organism in Eukaryota, Metazoa, Arthropoda, Insecta, Diptera, Culicidae. The record is from RefSeq and is a predicted model, not a curated record. Gene Ontology annotation, molecular function: protein binding. The transcript has 2 exons.